UUGUAGAUAGAAGAAUGCCGAAAGUGAAGACAAAUCGUGUGAAACACCCAGAGGGUUGGGAAUUGAUUGAGCCUACUCUUCGUGAACUACAAGCAAAGAUGAGAGAAGCCGAGAAUGAUUCUCAUGAUGGUAAGAGAAAGUGUGAGACUUUGUGGCCUAUAUUCAAGAUAGCACAUCAGAAGAGCCGUUAUAUCUUCGACCUUUACCAUCGGCGAAAGGAAAUAUCCAAGGACUUGUAUGAGUUCUGUUUGGACCAAGGUUAUGCUGACCGCAAUCUGAUUGCAAAGUGGAAGAAGGUUUGUCCAAAGUCUAUAUUUUAUUUAAUUCAGCCAUCAUUUGCAAUAGUAGUAAUGUAGAAAUUGAAACUGUUU
This is a messenger RNA of Morus notabilis, 371 nucleotides long. Its product is annotated as protein BUD31 homolog 2-like. Gene Ontology annotation, biological process: mRNA splicing, via spliceosome. The record is from RefSeq and is a predicted model, not a curated record. The coding region runs from base 15 to 356 and encodes 113 amino acids. The transcript has 2 exons. NCBI's taxonomy places the organism in Eukaryota, Viridiplantae, Streptophyta, Magnoliopsida, Rosales, Moraceae. Gene Ontology annotation, cellular component: nucleus; spliceosomal complex.